This is a messenger RNA of Paramecium tetraurelia, 1428 nucleotides long. RefSeq lists its product as uncharacterized. Gene Ontology annotation, biological process: signal transduction; regulation of G2/M transition of mitotic cell cycle; regulation of gene expression. The record is from RefSeq and is a predicted model, not a curated record. Gene Ontology annotation, molecular function: ATP binding; cyclin-dependent protein serine/threonine kinase activity; cyclin binding. NCBI's taxonomy places the organism in Eukaryota, Ciliophora, Oligohymenophorea, Peniculida, Parameciidae. Gene Ontology annotation, cellular component: nucleus; cyclin-dependent protein kinase holoenzyme complex; cytoplasm. The transcript has 4 exons.
AUGUAGCAAAAUUAUAGCUAUACCAAAAUCAAAUGUCUAUUUAAAGGAUAUGCGGGAAAAGUCUUUUUAAUUGAAUAAAGGUCUGAAAACGAUCCGCCUAAUAAGCAGACAGUCCCCUUAGUAUUAAAAAGAUAUUACAGAAAGGCAUCAGAUCCUGAAAACCAUACCAAUCUGAUUGAAUAUCAAUUAUUGACAUCACUCCAACAUCCAAAUAUAAUAAAUAUCGUAGAUGCGUUUACGGAACAGUAUGAAUACAAAAAAUAUCUAUGCCUUACUAUGGAAUAUAUGGCACCUCUACAUGAAAUAAUAGGAAAUCUCAAAGAUUAUUAACUCUACAUUUUUAAAGAAAUCUGCUAAGCUGUGAGUUAUUUGCAUAGCAAUAAUAUUUUACACAGAGACAUAAAGCCAAGCAACAUACUUGUUACUACUCAAGGAAGAGUCAAAUUGGGAGAUUUUGGGAUCUCUACUAAAAUCAGGUAGUCUAUGACACCUUAGACCUGCACUAAGAACUAUAGGGCUCCUGAACUAUUCUUUGGAUUAAAAGAAUAUGACCAUUCUAUCGAUAUUUGGUCCUUGGGUUGCACUUUAAUAGAAUUGUUCACUGGCAAAAUGUUGUUUAAUGGUACCUCUGAAAUAGAAAUAAUGUCUUAAAUAGCAGAACUCUUAGGAAGUGUCAAUGAAUAAAAUUGGGAAGGAGUCUCUCAAUUGCCAAUGUUCUUGGAAUUCGUCUAUGACAAAUAACCUCUAUUGGAUAAGGUGAUUGGGAGAUUACCCAUACAAGUACAAUCACUUGUAAUUAAAUUACUACAAUUAAAUCCAAAAGGCAGACUCAAAAUUAAUGAAAUCUUAUCGAUCCAGAGAACUAUCAUAUAUUGCACAGAAUACUUUAAGAGGCAAGCAAAUGAACUAAAUUUAAAUUAUUAUAUGAAUUUCGAUUAUCCUAAAUUUGAGUUUUAAACUCUUUAAAAGGCAAUAUUUGUGAGAACAUAUCACAAACACAAUUCUAGUUAAUCUGCAUAAGGACAUAAUGUUCGAGAUGCCCAAGGCUCUAAAACCAGUUUUACUAAGGUGGGAUAAGAAUCCCUAAGACAAUGGGAUUUCUUUUCUGAUCCCUAUAGUCUACCUGAUAAAUGUUUAUAUAGUCUAUAAAAGAUAUCUAAAACUGAAUCAUCUGAAUUGGAUUUUGAUAGUCUUGAUUUUAUGUUGAGAAAAAACACAGAGAGACAUAGUUCAAAAUCAUUUUAAUCGUUGAAUUAAGAAACUCAUUCUGAAAAAUUACUGGGUAAAAAAGUUCACUUUUCUAAUUCUGUUUCAGUAAAAAAUGAUGAUGGAAGCGAAUCUGAAGAUCUUAUGAGGAUAUCAUCAAGAUAAAAGACAAGAAAAAGCAACUUCUCUAAGAAAUUUUAGAUGUCAUUUAUACAAGAUUGA